Messenger RNA from Coffea arabica (coffee), 387 nucleotides. RefSeq names its product sugar transport protein 8-like. Gene Ontology annotation, molecular function: carbohydrate transmembrane transporter activity. Gene Ontology annotation, cellular component: membrane. Gene Ontology annotation, biological process: transmembrane transport. The record is from RefSeq and is a predicted model, not a curated record. NCBI's taxonomy places the organism in Eukaryota, Viridiplantae, Streptophyta, Magnoliopsida, Gentianales, Rubiaceae.
AUGAUAGGAGCAAUAGCUCUGAACUAUGCUGGCUUCAAUAUGCUAACCAACCCAUAUGGCUGGAUCAAGAGCUCAAUAGGGGGAUCUGGUGGAGCACUAGCAGACGCUUGGUUGAAGAGUCUUGGCCCUUUCACGAUGGUUAUCAUGAAUGUGGCAUUAAUCCAUAUGUUUUGUACAAUCGAGGCCUUUGUUUAUCUGUUCACAGGUUUCUUUGCAGCUUUUGCUACUUCCUUUGUAUACAUUUUAGUGCCGGAGGCCUCUCAAAUUGGAACAUAUAACAUGACGAGGCUUGUCUGGAUGCGGCAUUGGUUUUGGAAAAAGUUUAUAAAGGAAGGAGACUCAAAAUUCGUAAAGGAAGGAGACUCACGCUCGAAGCAGAGAGUAUAG